Striga hermonthica is the source of this 591-nucleotide messenger RNA. Lineage: Eukaryota; Viridiplantae; Streptophyta; Magnoliopsida; Lamiales; Orobanchaceae. The record is from the annotation of a GenBank genome assembly.
AUGCUUCUUGGAACUCACGACCGCGCGUAUAACCAACAACAAGACCAAGCCCGCCAAGGCGAGCCCACUCGAACACCCUGCGCCGUCAACCUCUUCCAAAUCAAAUUCAGCUUCUCUUUCAACCAAAAAUCAGAGUCUAUUUUUCAGAAGCUUUUGAUUUUCAUCCAGGUUUAUCUAGCCAUUUGUUUCGCCAUCCUGGGCCUGUCGGCCUUGGCCACGGGGCUCGAGCCGAUGAGGUUUUUCUACUCUACGUCGCGGUCCACCUACGUGUGCGUGCAGGUGCUGCAGACGCUGGCUUAUGUGGUGUACCUGCUGAUCCUGUUGAUGUAUCUAGUUCUGGUGUUCUCGACUCAGGCUGGGCCGACGACUAGGCUUUUGGGCCUAGUCCAGACUUCCGUGGGCUUCACGGUUGGGCUUCAUUACUACGUGUCGGUGUUCCACAAGGCCGUGCUGCACCAACCACCCAAGAUUAGUUGGCGGGUGCACGCGCUCUACGCCACGUGUUUUCUUUUGAUUUGUCUGUUUGGUGGAGUUGACAGGGGGAAGAAGACUUUUUUGGAAGUAGGCGGUGAGGAGGGGAAAAAGAGUUAG